Messenger RNA from Puntigrus tetrazona (Sumatra barb), 1920 nucleotides. RefSeq names its product ankyrin repeat domain-containing protein 34B. The record is from RefSeq and is a predicted model, not a curated record. NCBI's taxonomy places the organism in Eukaryota, Metazoa, Chordata, Actinopteri, Cypriniformes, Cyprinidae. Gene Ontology annotation, molecular function: protein binding.
UUCAUCUGUCCAGUGUUUCUCUCUUGACUUCAGCAGCAGCUCCAGCUCGUGUCGGAGGAGCAUCUCAUCCAAAUCUGCAGUGAUGACAGACUCCCCGGAUUACCUGCUAGACGGCAGUCCGCUCAUCAGCGCCGCUCAGCUGGGCAAACUGCGCCUGGUCCGUCUUCUGGUGGAAGGAGGAGCGCAGGUCAACGAGAGAAACCAGCGCGGAGAGACGCCUCUGCUGGCCGCCUGCCGAGCCCUGCGGGGCGAUCAGUCCGGAUCCAGCGCGCUCAGAGUCAUCCGGUACCUCCUCCAGAACCAGGCCGACCCGAACCUCCAGGACAAGGCGGGCCGCACGGCGCUGAUGUACGCCUGCAUGGAGCGGGCCGGGCCGGACGUGGCGUCGGCUCUGACGGCGGCGGGCGCUGAUCCCAGCACGGAGGACUGCGGCGGAGCCUCGGCGCUCGUUUACGCCGUCAACGCCCGAGAUCAGGACACUCUCGCGGUGCUGAUGGACGCCUGCAGAGCCCGGGGGCGAGACAUCAUCAUCAUAGCCACCGACCUCAGCUGCGAGCCGAGCGCCGCUCCGUCGCCCGACAGCUCGCCCGUCUCCUGCAUGUCGCCCUCGGACAUCGAGCUCAAGACCAGCUCGCCCAACUCCGAGGGCGAGAACAUCUUCAACUUCCGGGGAGGAGGACGGGCUUCUCCGGAGCUUCCACGAGAGGCUCACCGCCGGCAGCGUCUGCGCUCCGAGCCUUGGCUGGCGAUCCAGAACCUGGCGCAUCUCAGCCAGAACUACGAGAAAAACACCGAAGAGGAGGAAGACCGCGAGGACGGGGGUUCUCCUCCCUCAGGUCUGAAGUGUAAGUCGUCAUCAGAGCAGCUGCAGAGCAGAAGAAACACGCUUCCGGAUCUUCUCCAGACGCCGGCCCUUAAACUCACGCUGUCCGGAUCCGACACUCACUUGCACCGGGCCCCGGGCUCCUCCCGGUUCCCCUCCGUCCCCCGGAGCGGUUCUCCGCUGCUGGCUCCUCCGGACGGCCUUCACCAGCUCCACGCCGCCAGCAGAGCGAAGCCCAGAUCUCCCGGCGGAUUCCUGCCUCCUCUUCCCGGUGUCUCCGCCAGGAUCCCGGCCCCGGCUCCUCUCAGACGGGAAGCUCGCCGUCACUCGGUUCAACUCGAGCAAAUAACGCCGAAGGAACGCUCAGAGACGCUCUGCAUGCUGGGAAGUGUCUUCCAAUAAAACCCUGACGACCGGUCGAGCUUUUUGGAGCACCGAGAUUUUUCAUUUAUUUGACCCAGAGCACAUCCAAAGCGGUGCAACAUUUAUGGUUUUCCAAAUGUAAUUUACGGCUGAAUUUUUAGUCGCACGAUCCUUCAGAAAUCUUUCAAACACACGAUACGCUGCUCAAAGACAUUCAUGAUGAUUAAGUGUUGAAAGAAGGUUUUAAUGAUGUUAGUAAAUGAAAGUAUUCGUUUCUAUCCUCACAACAACAACAAAAAAAUAGACUCCUUUUAUUUCAGAUGAACGCUGAUCUUUGAAUCGUUCUAUUUAAAGAAGCUUGAAGAAGUCGAUGACGAUACAUUUCUGAAGAUCAUGUGACACUGAAGACUGAAAACGAUGCUGAAAAUUCAGCUGCGCUUCGCGGAAAUAAAUUACACUUUAAAAUGUAUCAGAACAGAAAGUGUUUUUUUUUUAAAUAGUAAAAAUAUUUCUAAAUCUUUACUGUGUUUUGGAUCUUAUGAACGCAGGCUUGGAGAGCAGAAGAGACGUCUUUCUAAACCCUUAAAAUCUUACUGUUCUCAAGCUUUUGAUGGGAUUUGUUAGAGAAACAAAGACAGCGUUUGGUUAGAUCUUUAUGUUCGGCUUUCGGUCAUAAAAAUAAAGCGGACAAUGAACCUACACUGUGUUAUGAAGAUAAAUAAACGUUGUUUAAU